GCGGCAGGAGCAGCGUUGGCACCGGCGAACCAUGGCUGGGAUUUUCUAUUUCGUCCUCUUUUCGUUUCUCUUUGGGAUUUGCGACGCUGUCACCGGUUCCAGGGUGUACCCCGCGAAUGAAGUUACCUUAUUGGAUUCCAGAUCUGUUCAGGGAGAACUUGGGUGGAUAGCGAGCCCUCUGGAAGGAGGGUGGGAGGAAGUGAGUAUAAUGGAUGAAAAAAAUACACCAAUCCGAACCUACCAAGUGUGCAACGUAAUGGAACCCAGCCAGAAUAACUGGCUACGAACUGAUUGGAUCACCCGGGAGGGGGCUCAGAGGGUGUACAUUGAGAUCAAGUUCACCUUGAGAGACUGCAACAGUCUUCCAGGUGUCAUGGGGACUUGCAAGGAGACGUUUAACCUCUACUACUAUGAAUCAGACAACGACAAAGAGCGUUUUAUCCGAGAGAGCCAGUUUGCCAAGAUUGACACCAUUGCGGCCGAUGAGAGCUUCACCCAAGUGGACAUUGGUGACAGAAUCAUGAAGCUGAACACCGAGAUCCGGGAUGUAGGGCCCCUGAGCAAAAAGGGGUUUUAUCUGGCUUUUCAGGAUGUGGGGGCCUGCAUUGCCCUGGUCUCAGUCCGUGUGUUCUAUAAGAAGUGUCCGCUCACCGUUCGCAAUCUGGCCCAGUUUCCAGACACCAUCACAGGGGCCGAUACAUCUUCCCUGGUGGAAGUUCGAGGCUCCUGUGUCAACAACUCAGAAGAGAAGGAUGUGCCAAAAAUGUACUGUGGGGCAGAUGGUGAAUGGCUGGUACCCAUUGGCAACUGCCUAUGCAAUGCUGGGCAUGAAGAGCGGAAUGGAGAAUGCCAAGCCUGCAAAAUUGGAUAUUACAAGGCCCUCUCCACGGAUGCUACCUGUGCCAAGUGCCCACCCCAUAGCUACUCAGUCUGGGAAGGAGCCACGUCAUGCACCUGUGACCGAGGCUUUUUCAGAGCCGACAAUGAUGCAGCCUCUAUGCCCUGCACCCGCCCACCGUCUGCUCCCCUCAACUUGAUCUCUAAUGUCAAUGAGACUUCAGUGAACUUGGAAUGGAGCAGUCCCCAGAACACAGGUGGCCGCCAGGAUAUUUCCUACAAUGUGGUGUGCAAGAAAUGUGGAGCUGGUGAUUUCAGCAAGUGCCGACCCUGUGGAAAUGGGGUCCACUAUACCCCACAGCAGAAUGGCCUGAAGACCACCAAAGUUUCCAUCACUGACCUCCUGGCUCACACCAAUUACACAUUUGAAAUCUGGGCGGUGAAUGGAGUGUCCAAGUAUAACCCCAGCCCGGACCAAUCCGUGUCUGUCACUGUGACAACCAACCAAGCAGCACCAUCAUCCAUUGCUUUGGUCCAGGCGAAAGAAGUUACAAGAUACAGUGUUGCUCUGGCUUGGCUGGAACCAGAUAGACCCAACGGGGUGAUCUUGGAGUAUGAAGUCAAGUAUUAUGAGAAGGAUCAGAAUGAGCGGAGUUACCGCAUUGUCCGGACAGCUGCCAGGAACACGGACAUCAAAGGCCUGAAUCCUCUGACUUCCUAUGUGUUCCAUGUCCGAGCCAGGACAGCAGCUGGCUAUGGAGACUUCAGUGAGCCACUGGAGGUCACGACCAACACAGUGCCUUCCCGGAUCAUUGGAGAUGGGGCCAACUCCACCGUCCUUCUGGUCUCAGUCUCAGGCAGUGUGGUGCUGGUGGUCAUUCUCAUCGCGGCUUUUGUCAUCAGCAGGAGACGGAGUAAAUACAGUAAAGCUAAACAAGAAGCAGAUGAAGAGAAACAUUUGAAUCAAGGUGUUAGAACUUACGUGGAUCCCUUUACAUAUGAAGAUCCCAACCAAGCGGUUCGAGAAUUUGCCAAAGAAAUCGACGCAUCCUGCAUUAAGAUUGAAAAAGUCAUAGGAGUUGGUGAAUUUGGCGAAGUAUGCAGUGGGCGUCUCAAAGUGCCUGGCAAGAGAGAGAUCUGUGUGGCCAUCAAGACCCUGAAAGCUGGUUAUACAGACAAACAGAGGAGAGACUUCCUGAGUGAGGCCAGCAUCAUGGGACAGUUUGACCACCCGAACAUAAUUCACUUGGAAGGCGUUGUCACCAAAUGUAAACCAGUAAUGAUCAUAACAGAGUACAUGGAGAAUGGCUCCUUGGAUGCAUUCCUCAGGAAGAAUGAUGGCAGAUUUACUGUCAUUCAGCUGGUGGGCAUGCUUCGCGGCAUCGGGUCCGGGAUGAAGUACUUAUCUGAUAUGAGCUAUGUGCAUCGAGAUCUAGCUGCACGGAAUAUUCUGGUAAAUAGCAACUUGGUCUGCAAAGUGUCUGAUUUUGGCAUGUCACGAGUGCUUGAGGAUGAUCCAGAAGCCGCUUACACCACCAGGGGUGGCAAGAUUCCUAUCCGGUGGACUGCGCCAGAAGCAAUUGCCUAUCGUAAAUUCACAUCAGCAAGUGAUGUAUGGAGCUAUGGAAUCGUUAUGUGGGAAGUGAUGUCGUAUGGAGAGAGACCCUAUUGGGAUAUGUCCAAUCAAGACGUGAUUAAAGCCAUUGAGGAAGGCUAUCGGCUACCCCCUCCCAUGGACUGCCCCAUUGCACUCCAUCAGCUGAUGCUAGACUGCUGGCAGAAGGAGCGGAGUGACAGGCCGAAAUUCGGGCAGAUUGUCAACAUGUUGGACAAACUCAUCCGCAACCCCAACAGCUUGAAGAGGACGGGGACCGAGAGCUCCAGACCUAACACUGCCUUGUUGGAUCCAAGCUCCCCUGAAUUCUCUGCCGUAGUAUCAGUGGGCGAUUGGCUCCAGGCCAUUAAAAUGGACCGGUAUAAGGAUAACUUCACGGCUGCUGGUUAUACCACCCUAGAGGCUGUAGUGCACAUGAACCAGGAGUAAGUACUCAGCGAUGUAACACCAAAGGUGACCUGGCAAGAAUUGGCAUCACAGUCGUCACACACCAGAAUAAGAUUUUGAGCAGUGUCCAGGCGAUGAGAACCCAAAUGCAACAGAUCCACGGCAGAAUGGUUCCUGUCUGAGCCAGUACUGAAUAAACUCGAAACUCUUGAAAUUAGUUUACCUCAUCCAUGCACUUUAAUUGAAGAACUGCACUUUUUUUACUUCGUCUUCGCCCUCUGAAAUUAAGGAAAAAAAAAAUCGAAUACCUGCAGUGUUGCUUGGUGUACAGAUCGCCUAAACUGUGGGGUUUUGCAGAAAUGACAGCCGUCGUUUGAAAUUAGACCUGGAACAAAUUGUUUCUCAGAAGUACUCCGUCCAUCACCAGUUUGUAAAAUACAUGUACGUAUAUAAAUAGAACACCACCUCCGAGUUUUGAUGCCGCAUUUGCUGCCAGACACUGAGCUUCUCUGAGGCAUCCUUGAUCCUCUCUCCAUUGGGAAUUACAACUGCAGUAUUUUGUUUGUGGCGUAAAUGACCGUCAUCCUGCUUUCACUGGAAUGGAUACCAUGCCCAGGAACAUUCUGGAAGGACUCAGUUGUAGCUCUUAAGGCUUGGUUCAUACCGUGGGAAACAACCUAGGUGAAAACCACGUGGCUCAUCAGUGUUGCUCCUUCAGUGCUCAGGCCACCUGGUGGCUUACGGUGACAUAAGGCGCCGGAAAGAAAAGGAAAGUAGAUUUCAAAUAAUAAUAAUAAUUAAUAAUAAUAAAA
Molecule: messenger RNA, 3651 nt
Organism: Odobenus rosmarus divergens (Pacific walrus)
Lineage: Eukaryota; Metazoa; Chordata; Mammalia; Carnivora; Odobenidae
Gene: EPHA4
Product: EPH receptor A4
Exons: 17
Coding region: 32-2881 (949 amino acids)
Biological process (GO): cell surface receptor protein tyrosine kinase signaling pathway; protein phosphorylation; axon guidance
Cellular component (GO): neuron projection; plasma membrane
Molecular function (GO): protein binding; ATP binding; transmembrane-ephrin receptor activity
Source: RefSeq, a predicted model, not a curated record